AUGGUCGAACAUAAUUCCGAUGGAUUAUUUUCAUGUAAAUUAUGUCCUGAAGAAACAAAAAAAUCAUUCUGUAUAGCAAAUUGUAUUGGAUGUAAAGAUUUAUUUUGUUUUGUUCAUUUAAUUCAACAUCGUCAAGAAUUAUCAAAUGAAUUCGAUGAAUUAAUUAAACAACAUCAAGCUACGAAUGAAAUAUCAAUGAGCAAAUUAAAAAUAAAUGAACAUUUGGAAUAUAUUGAUAAAUGGGAAUAUGAAAUAAUUGAAUUAAUACAUCAACAUACAAAAGAUGUUAAAGAAAAAAUUCUAUGUAUAUUUAAUGUAUAUAAAUCUGAAUUAAAACGACGUCAUACAAAUCUUGGAAAAGAACUUAAUGAUAAACGAAAUUUAAAUGCAUUUAUUGAAAGUGAUCUUAAAGAAUUAUCACGACAAAUGGAACAAUUAGAUAAAGAUAUUCAAAAUAUUAAUAAAGUAUUAAAUCAAGUAAGUAUCAAUGAAUUAAAUCAGAUAGUCAACAAAUACAAUCAAUCAGUAAAUACUAUAGAAAAAUCAAUAAAAUGGAACUAUUUACGUGACAUAAAACUGGAUUCGACAUAUGGUUAUAUGGCAGCUAACGAUCAACAAAUAUUUCUUGGUUGGAAAAAUCGUAUUGUUAUUUAUAAUAUUGAUGGUACAAAACAUGAUGAAACACGUUUACAAUCAGUUGAAACAUAUGGUGAAUUAUGUGAUUUAAUAUAUUCAUCAACAAUGGAAUGUUUUUUUAUUUUAUGUCGAAAAUCCUUAUUUGUUCAUCAUCCAUUAAGUAAUCAAAUUGAACUUUUACCAUAUAUAACAUUAAUUAAUCAUAAUAAUCAUUAUAUAUCAAUAACAACAAAUAACAAUAAAUUAUUGUUAUUAAAUGAAGAAUCUCUUGAUGUAUGGAGAUUAAAUAAUAAAAUAUUUUUAUUAGAUUAUUCAAUAUUAAUAAAAUUGAUUAUUAAAAAUCAAUUAGAUGAAAAUAUUUGUUGUAUACGUACAAAUGAACAAAAUUUAGCUAUACUUAUACAAAAUAAUAAAACACAUACAUGGCGUUUAGAUUUAUUUAAUAUAUAUCCAUUUCAAUGUAUUCAUAUGGGUACUUCAUUUGAUUAUUUUAAUCAACCAAAUCUUGGUUUAUUUAUGCCAUUAGAUAAUAAAAUUUAUCUAUUUAUGAAUUGGGAAACAAAAUUAAUGCGAAUGAUAGAUUCGAAUAGUUUGAAUCAAAUUAUUGAUUAUAAUGCAUUUAAUGCAUGUUUAUUAGGUACUCAACAUAAACUUAUUAUGAGUACAACUAAUAAUAAUAAUAAACGUGUUAAUCAUUUAGUUGUCGAUUCAAGUGCAUUCAUUAGACAAGCACCAUUACAUAAUUUGACUGAUGUUGUUUAUACGGUCGAAGAUGUUGUCAACGAAAUACGUGAUAUUAAAACACGUGAAUCACUCAAUGUAGUUCUUUAUACAUUGAAAUUUAAAGAACCAAGUGUUGAUGCAAUCCGUUUUGUAACAAAUUAUGCAAAGAAAACAGGUGAUUAUGCAUUUUUAUCAGCAGUUGAUCUUCGAUUAUUAGCAUUAACUUAUCAACUUUAUCAAGAAAUAGUUGGUACAGAAAAUUUAAAUUUAGAACCGAAAAUAAAUACUACUAUACCCAAUUCAUCAGUAUCAUUUGGUAAUGCUGGUGUCAAAUUAGCUGGUUUUAUUUUUCCAAAGAAUGAAGAAAAAAAUGAUGAUCAAAAUUCGGACAAACCAACAACAGAAAAUCAAAUUGAAAAAGAAGAUGAAAUAAUAGAAAAUAAUAAUGAAGAAGAAGAAGAAGAUAAUGAUGAUGACGAUGUUCAAUCAUUUGUUACAGCAGUUGAAAAUGAAAAUGAUAUUACAGAAUCAAUAAAUGAUCUUCAUCUUGGUCAUGAUGAUGAUGGUUGGAUAACUCCAUCAAAUAUUAAAACUGUCAAAUCAAAAGCUUUAGACAAUGGAACAUCAGAAAAUAGUGAAACAAUACAGGAAACUCUACCUGUUGCUUGUAUUACUACUGAUUUUUCGAUGCAGAAUGUUCUCAUUCAAAUGGGUAUUCCUGUUCUUUCUGUUGAUGGUCUUCUCAUUCGAACAGCUCGUAGUUAUGUAUUAAAAUGUCGUGUUUGUCCAGGUGUUACUCGUCAAAUGACUAAACAAUUCUGUCCUGAAUGCGGUAAUCCAUCUCUACAACGUGCCAGUGUUAGUAUUGAUUCAUCCGGUCAACGGCAUUAUUAUUUAACUGGUCGUUAUCGACAAAAACCUCGUCAAUCAUUACCAUUGCCUCGUGGUGGUAAACAUUCAAAUAAUCCAAUACGUGUCGAAGGUCAACCACGACCACAAAAUCGACCAACAAAAAAAUCAUUGAUGAAACGAAAUGUACUCGAUGAUGAUUAUCUUGCUGGUUCUUCACCAUUUGGUGUUCACGAUAUUUAUAGUCGUGCAGCAACACUCGGUAUUAAACCAACAAGACGAUAA
Messenger RNA from Rotaria sordida, 2493 nucleotides. The record is from the annotation of a GenBank genome assembly. Lineage: Eukaryota; Metazoa; Rotifera; Eurotatoria; Philodinida; Philodinidae.